Python bivittatus (Burmese python) is the source of this 1206-nucleotide messenger RNA. The record is from RefSeq and is a predicted model, not a curated record. Lineage: Eukaryota; Metazoa; Chordata; Lepidosauria; Squamata; Pythonidae.
GGGGGCGGGGUCUCCGAGCAAGCGUGUUCGGGUGUCUCCCGGCUCCAGCCCUCGCUGCUGCUCCCGCCGCCGCCGCUUUUCACCAUGGGCAACGUCCUGGCUGCCAGCUCUCCAGCGCCCCCUCCUGUGGUGUCAGGGCCAGGCUCUGGCUUAGUAUCAGUGCCACCGGGUUUCUCCAUGCCUCCCGUCACUGGACUGGUUCCCCCCACGCAAGAUCGCAGUGCAGAAGACAAGUGUGACCAGCUUCCUAACCCUGGCACCUUUGAGGAAUGUCAUCGUAAAUGCAAAGAAUUGUUCCCUAUUCAAAUGGAGGGGGUGAAAUUGACAGUAAACAAAGGUCUCAGCAAUCACUUCCAGGUCAAUCACACAGUGGCUCUCAGCACGGUUGGCGACUCCAAUUACCGCUUCGGGGCGACGUACGUUGGGACAAAGCAGCUAAGCCCCACAGAGGCCUUCCCGGUGCUAGUGGGUGACAUGGACAAUAGCGGCAGUCUUAAUGCACAGAUUAUUCACCAGCUCACAAAUAAAAUCCGGUCCAAAGUGGUCCUUCAGACGCAGCAAGCCAAGUUUGUGAACUGGCAAGUGGACAGUGAAUACCGGGGCACAGAUUUCACUGCUGCUGUCACGCUAGGGAACCCCGAUAUUUUAGUAGGUUCAGGGAUCCUGGUGGCACAUUACCUACAGAGCGUCACGCCGUGCCUGGCGCUGGGCGCGGAGCUGGUGUACCAUCGGCGUCCAGGUGAAGAGGGCACUGUCAUGUCACUCGCUGGGAAGUACACAGCACCAAACUGGAUUGCGACUCUGACAGUAGGACAGGCUGGAGCACAUGCCACGUAUUACCACAAAGCUAGUGACCAGUUGCAGGUGGGGGUGGAAUUUGAAGCCAGCACCCGCAUGCAGGACACGAGUGCAACAUUUGGGUACCAGCUGGAUCUCCCCAAAGCCAACCUCCUUUUCAGAGGCUCCAUCGACAGCAACUGGAUCGUGGGGGCUGCCUUGGAAAAGAAGCUGAUUCCGCUGCCCCUUACGUUAGCUAUGGGUGCCUUCCUGAAUCACCGCAAGAACAAAUUCCAGUGCGGCUUUGGCCUCACCAUUGGUUAAAUUGCCCUUCUUCUUCCUCCUCCUCCUCCUCCUCCUCCUCCUUUUCCUCCUCCUCCACCACCACCAUCUCCUCUCCACCACACUUCAGUGCAGCUUGUGGCCCCC